Messenger RNA from Loxodonta africana (African savanna elephant), 2604 nucleotides. RefSeq names its product eukaryotic translation initiation factor 4H (gene EIF4H). The transcript has 6 exons. The coding region runs from base 50 to 736 and encodes 228 amino acids. Gene Ontology annotation, molecular function: RNA binding. The record is from RefSeq and is a predicted model, not a curated record. NCBI's taxonomy places the organism in Eukaryota, Metazoa, Chordata, Mammalia, Proboscidea, Elephantidae.
GCGCGGGGUCCUUGGGCGCGCAGCCUGGUUCCCUCGGAGGAGACGGCAAAUGGCGGACUUCGACACCUACGACGAUCGGGCCUACAGCAGCUUCGGCGGCGGCAGAGGGUCCCGUGGCAGCGCUGGUGGCCAUGGUUCCCGUAGCCAGAAGGAGCUGCCCACAGAGCCCCCCUACACAGCGUAUGUGGGAAACCUGCCCUUUAACACAGUUCAGGGCGACAUAGACGCCAUCUUUAAGGAUCUCAGCAUAAGGAGUGUACGGCUAGUCAGGGACAAAGACACAGACAAAUUUAAAGGAUUCUGCUAUGUAGAAUUUGAUGAGGUGGAUUCCCUUAAGGAAGCUUUGACCUACGACGGCGCACUGUUGGGUGAUCGGUCACUUCGUGUGGACAUUGCAGAAGGCAGAAAACAAGAUAAAGGUGGCUUUGGCUUCAGGAAAGGUGGACCAGACGACAGAGGCUUCAGGGAUGACUUCUUAGGAGGCAGGGGAGGGAGUCGCCCCGGUGACCGGCGGACAGGCCCUCCGAUGGGGAGUCGUUUUCGAGACGGCCCUCCCCUUCGUGGAUCCAAUAUGGAUUUCAGAGAACCCACAGAAGAGGAAAGAGCACAGAGACCACGACUUCAGCUUAAACCUCGAACAGUCGCAACACCCCUCAAUCAAGUAGCCAACCCCAACUCUGCUAUCUUCGGGGGAGCCAGGCCCAGAGAGGAAGUCGUUCACAAAGAGCAAGAAUGAGCCUGCGGUUGGGAGGGAAUGGGGUGUGGGGGAGAGUCAGACAGGACCGCGGCCUGGCCAGCCCUCUGAACUGGCCACCCUGCAGUUACCGUUCCUGCGCCUGACAUUUGUCCUCCUUUCUUACAGCGGAAACUCAGAGCUUGUGAAUGCAUGUCAGCUGUUAACAAGUGGUUUUUAGUACAUCCUUGGCUUUGCUCUGUCUAUCUAGUGCCUGCUUUGUGCUUUUUUUUUUUCCCCCUACCACCUCUUGCCCAUUUUUCCUUCUGUCCCUUUUUCUUCUGACUUCCUCACAGCACAUGGUUUUCUGUAGAGGAGUGAAGGCAGCCAGCAUUUGGGAGGAGCUCUUUGGGUUGAGGUGCUGCUUCAUCUUUCUCCUUGGUUUCUCUUUUUUACUUUAGAUGCACUGGCCAGAUUCCAGUCAUCCCCUUUGGUUUUCCUCAGUGCUUCUCUUCUGACCUGCAUGUCGAGUUCUGUAUUGCUGUGACUUCCAAGGAAAAAAUCAGAAAAGAAGUCACUGAAAAAGUGAAUAGCAUCUUGGUUUUAUUCAGAUCAGCAUAGAGAAUCUGAGGCACCUUGUUUUAAAAACAAGAAAAAAUAAUUUGUCGAUGCCUCACCGAUUCCUGCCUGUCCCCACUUCUCUGUGGUCUUGUCUCCACGGCCCCUGCCCACGUGGAUUAUUCAAGCAAAAUAGGCUCAGAUUUCAAAAGGUGAAGCCUGAAAAAGAGUGUUGUGAGAUGUUGGUGGGCAUUCACAUGGAGGAUGGGUUGAAUGUGCUCAUGGGCUCACAGUUUCUUUAUGGUAGCCCUUCAGACUGCGGUCCAGGCUAGUGAUUUCUUUCACCGGGCGGAUGUGUUUGAGGGCUCCUCCCUCUGGCCACAUGUAAACAGACUGCCUUCUUGUCCCAUUUCCUCUGGGUUGAGGCACUGUGGGGGUCAGGUGUUGGUGGUAGAGCUGUGCUGGGCUGACCAUAAAGUCCUUACAUUGCUUUUCCCAAAUCCAUGUAGUCUGUGUGUUGGCGUCUGUCUCUUGUGUUUAUCUUUUACCCCGUGUAACAUAACGAGAAGUGUACGUCCCACCACCCCUUAAAUUUGUAGUAAAAAUGGAAUAGAAUCUGGCACUUUAUUUCACUUGAUGAAUUGAAAAUUUCACUAUGCAGAGUUAUCGAGAACCUUAAAAUAGCUUCCAGGUGGCUGCAAAUGACAGCCUUGCUCCUCGUCUUCGGGGCCGAAUUUAUUAUCCUCAUGUAUGGUGUUUUCAGCACUUGUCUGUGGAUUGGGGGUUAGGCAGUUGUUUUUGAGCUUGAAUACCUCUGUGAACUACAUAAACAUUCUUUAACCCCCAAAUCCCAGCCUGUCCCAUUGGGAGCAGUUCAGGGUCCGCCAGCAGCUAGAGUCCUAGGGAAAGAGACCCUGGCCAGCAUGGGAGGGGCGGGGGAGUGCCAAGGGGUAGCCUGGCCUGUGCAGUGCAGUGUGCUUAGGGAGUAGUCCACGCCAACCCUCCAGCCCGGGCUUCUACUGUGUCUUUGUUCCAAGGUCUCAGCAGUUUACAGAACUCGCCUUCCUUGCCUCUACCUGUCCUGUCUGCUUCCGAGAUAAGAACCAUUUGUAACACCAACACUUAAUGUAGAAAGACAUGCAUUAUGUGGUUGUAAUCAAACCCGAUGCUUUCAGACGACCUCCUUACAUCUUCAAUGUGGAAAAGAUUAAGAACAAAACAAAUCAUCUAAACUGCUGGGCGACCCAGCUGACUUUUAAAUGUAAGAACAGGAUUCCAAACACUUAACACAUUCAGCUAUAUGACAGAAAGUAAAUCUAUGGAUAUGGUAUUUUGUGAAUGAUCUUUUAAAUAAAAGAAAACCUUACGUAAUA